Chlorella variabilis is the source of this 5103-nucleotide messenger RNA. RefSeq lists its product as hypothetical. NCBI's taxonomy places the organism in Eukaryota, Viridiplantae, Chlorophyta, Trebouxiophyceae, Chlorellales, Chlorellaceae. The transcript has 24 exons. Gene Ontology annotation, cellular component: cytoplasm. Gene Ontology annotation, biological process: L-arginine biosynthetic process. Gene Ontology annotation, molecular function: protein binding; L-glutamate N-acetyltransferase activity, acting on acetyl-CoA as donor. The record is from RefSeq and is a predicted model, not a curated record. Bases 1 to 5103 code for a protein of 1700 amino acids.
AUGUCGGCUACCCUGGUCCCGCCGCUGCAGCAGAAGUGCCUGCACGUGCUGGCCUCCUCGCUGGUGGGCCAUGCCACCUGGCAGCAGCGCCUCGGCGGCUUGCAGGCAGGUGUGGCCGCCCUGCCGCAGGAGCUUCGCCUGGAGCUGCUGCUGGUGCUGGCGGGAUGGCAGCUGCUGGAUGAUGCGGCAUGCAGCCUGCUGGUCGGGUCAUUUGCUGGCAGCAGCCAGGGCAGCAUCCUGGCAGGCGCAGCCUGCGUCAGCCUGGCUGGCUGCGCCCUGCUGCGGGGCGCCAGCCUGGCCAGCCUGUUCUGCGCCCCUCUGGCCCAGCUGCACACGCUGAGCCUGAAGGGCGUGGCGCGCCUGACGGACGCUGAUGUGGCGCUGCUGACUCAGCGCUGUCCCGCCCUGCGGCGACUGGACCUCUCAAAGUGCCUCCAGCUCACGGCGGCAGCGGUGGCAGCGGUGGCGGCCGGCCCGGCGGCGCCCCGCCUGCAGGCGCUGGCCCUGGCGGGCUGCUGGCAGGUGGCUGCGCUGCCGGGGCUGGACGCGUGCCGCGGGCUCACCUCGCUCAACCUUAGCGGCUGCUGGCAGCUGACAGAAGCCUCAGUGCAGCAGGUGCUGGCUGGCACCCCGCUGCUCAAGGAGCUCAGCCUCGCCUCCUGCGCCCAGCUGGGGAGCGGCAUCCUCGUCAGCGUCUCCCUCCCCGCUGUCCCGCAGCCGGCGCUGCUGCCAGCGCCAGAGCGCCUGCAGCCGCAGGGGGCCGCGGCCGCCGCGCCAUUUGUGAGGCGGCAAAACGGCGAACUGGCGGCAGGGGCAGCAGCACACGCAGGCGAAGCGCACGCCUGGGGCGAGGCGGCGCAAGGGCUGCAGGAGCCUGCCGCUGUGGUUUGGGGUGGCGAGGCUGAGGCGGAGGAUGAAGCGGCGGCAGCAGACCAGGAGGAGGAGCACGGCAUAGAGGAAGCUGCCGAGCGGCUGCAGCUGCCUAUUGACGGCGUGGCCUUGCCGCGGCUGCGCAGCCUGGACCUUUCCGGUACCGCCGCCAACGACUGCCUCCUGUACUGGCUGGCGCAGCGCUGCUGCGGCCGCCUGCAGAAGCUGGCGCUGGGUGGCUCACAAGUGACGGGGCUGGGCCUCUCUGCCCUGCUGCUGGCCAAGCGGGCUCUGCUGCAUCACCAGCGCUGCGCCGCCAGCCGGCCCAGCAACGAUGCAGACGCCGUUCCCGCGCCAGCGGCGGCAGCCGAGGCGCCAGCGGGAGUGCUGGCGCUGCUGGAGCUCGCCGCGGCAGGCACGGCGGCAUUCUCGGCCGCAGCGCAACAUCACGCGCUCCCGGCAGCCCAGCUGCAGGCUGUGCAGAGACAGUGGGAGGCGUCGCAAGGCGGCGGCCUGCACCUGCACUUUGCUAGCAGUUUCGGUGACGGCAGCCUCGGCAGCAGCCCGCUGCCUCCCCCGCUGGUCUGGAGCCUGCUGUCGCCGCCGGCAGACGUCAGCUGCCUCUACUGCCAAGCCGCCCACGCGGCUGCCUGGCCUCCUAGUAGCCCUGCAGAGGUGCUGGCGGCGCUGGGCCCAGCGUGCCUGUCCCAGCUGCAGGCGUUGGAUGUGGGCGGCAGCGACGGCACGGGCGCUCUGGCUGAAGUGAUUGCCGCAGAGUGCAGCUCCCUGCAACGCCUGCGCCUGGCGGGCUGCACCGGCCUCAGCGACGCCAGCCUGGCUGCCGUGCUGAGCCGCCUGCCGGUGCUGCGGGACCUGGAUGUGUCUGGCUGCACCGGCAGCCGCGUGUGCCGCCCAGGCUCCCGCUUCCUGCGCCACAAGGCGCCCCGCCAGCAGCUGGGCGGCGUCACGGACGCCUCGCUGCGCCUCCUGGCCCUCCGCCCUCCACUGCAGCUCGACGGCGCCUCGGGGCCAGCGGCAGCGGGAGCUGCGACGCCAGGCAGCGCUGCGGCAGAUGCGUCGCAGGCACCCGCCGCUCUAGUGGCCCUGAAUGCCGGCGGUCUGUCCAUCACGGAUGCUGCCCUGGCCAGCCUGGCAAGCUGCUCAGCCCUCACCAGCCUCGUGUUGCGCUGCUGUAAGCGCAUCAGCGACAGCGGCCUGCUGCAGCUGCUGUUGCACUGCCCAGCAUUGGCCAGGCUCGACGUCGGCGGCUGCUCCCAGCUGACCGCCGCGGGGUUUGGCUGCUACACGCCGUUCGGCAGCCAGCCGCGGCAGCCUGGGGACGGCAGCACAGCAGGGACACGCACGAGCGGCAGCAGCGGGGGGGCGGCCAGCCACGCAGAGGCUCAGCAGGGUCAGCAGGCCCAGCUGGCGUCGUUCCGGCGUGUGGUGUCCACCGCUGCGGGUGUGCAGCUGCAGCGGGCGGCGCUGCCCAAGCAGGCCUGCACCCGAGAGGUCCUUGCCUGGCUGGCGGGCCAGGCUAGCAGCAGCAGGGGCGGCAGCAGAAGCAGAGGAGACGGGGAUGCAGGCAGCGGCAAUGCCACCUGCCGCAGCAGCGGUGGCGGCAGCGGCGGCGGCGGCGGCAGGGGGCCGGCGGGCUGCUCGCCUUUGCAGCGCCUGGAGCUCGCCUCUUGCGCCGCGCUUGCCGAGGCAGAUAUCCUGGCAUUGGCAGCCUGCUGCCCGCUGCUCAAGUCGCUGCAGCUGGGGGCCGCCGCGGCGGCAGCCGGCAGCAGGCUGUGUGCGGCGCUCGCAGAGCACACCCGCCUUCUCACCCGGCUGGCCAUCGGCGGCGCCAGCUUGGCAGAUGCGGACCUGGCGGCGCUGCUGCACGGCCUGCCAGCCCUGCAGCAUCUGGACCUCUCGGGCUGCCCCUCCCUUACCGGCUCGGCAUUCAGGCAGCAGCUGGCAGAAGCAGAAGCGCAGCGAGCGGCUGCAGCGCAGGGCGUGGCAGGUCCUGGCAGCGGCAGCCGCGGCGCCGGCAGGGCGGGCGAUGGCGGCUGCUUCCUGCUGCGCACGCUGCGUUUGGAGGCGUGCCCCGGCGUGGACGAUGCCGGCGCGGCGGCAGCGGCAGCCUGCUGCCCACACUUGGAGACGCUUUCGUUUCGGCAGUGUGCACGUGUGACGGCUGCCGCGGCUGCCGCCGCCCUGGCCUCCUGCCGCAACCUUCGCCAGCUGCUGCUGGGCGGGACGGGCGUGGCGGAGUGCAGCGCACUGCCUGCCUCGCGCCUGGCGCCAGGCGCCAGCGCCCUGACCCUGGUAGAGCUGCCCGUCCGCGCCGGCCGGUGGGUCCCCGCCUGGCAGCAGCUGCUGGGCUGCAGGGACGAUGUGUGCGCCCCGCCCGCCGCCGCUGGCGCCACCGGCAGCAAGGGGCGGGGCGGCGAGGCGCUGUCUCAGGAAGACUAUGGCUUGUUCGUGCGCUUCCUGCACAUGGCAUCGCCGUAUGUGGCGGGGCACCGCGGCCGCACGUUUGUUGUGGUGGCGAGCCGCGACCGCCUCUACCCCCUGCUUGAAGACAUCCUGCUGCUGCACGGCCUGGGGGUCAAGCUGGUCAUUGUGUGCGGCGCGCACGCGCAGAUCAGCGAAUACCUGCGGGCUCGGGGACGGGAGCGGCAGCUGGUCGGCGCAUACCGUGUGACAGAUGAGGUGGCGAUGCAAGGAGCCAUUGAGGCGGCGGGCACCACCACCACCGUCGUGUCUGCGUUCCUGUCAAAGGCGCCCAGCAUCCCCGUCGUGCGCCGCCACGCGCGCAGCGAGGGCGGCCAGUUCCACUUUGCCCCCGCGGUCCAGGUCGUGAACGGCAACUACGUGACAGCCAAGCGGCGAGGCAUCGUGAAUGGGGUCGACUUUGGCCAGAUGGGCAUGGUGCGGUUUGUGCAGCGCAGCGCCAUCGAGCAGCAGCUGGCCGCGGGCAACCUGGUGCUGCUGACAAACAUCGGGGUCAGCAGCUCAGGAGAGCUGCUCAACUGCAACGCCUUUGAUGUGGCCACCCACGCCGCCACCGAGCUGCGGGCAGACAAGCUGCUGAUCAUCACGGGAGAGGAUGUGCGGGCACUCAGCCUGCCCCACUACCUGCCCCUGGAUGAUGCGGAGGCAAUGAUAACGGCCAGCGUGUGCGGCGGCGACCAGGCCUGCAUCACCACCUCCCUCGAGAAGCUGGGCCAUGCCGAUGCAGCCGAGAAGGCGAGCCGCGUGGCCGCCGCCUCUGGCAGCGACAGCAGCGACGGAGAGGGAGGCGGCGGCAGCGGCCAGGCCCGUUGGUAUGGCAGCGGCGAGCAGGAGGCCGCUGGCGGCGGCCGCUGGGACGGCGGCAGCUGGGACGGCGGCAACGGCAGCGACAGCGGCAGCGGCGACGGCAGCGGCGUGUGGCAGGGCAGCGAGCGGCAGCAGCUGGAGAGCAGCUGGCGGCAGCAGGAGGCGGCGGGGGGGCGGCGGCAGGGUGUGGAGCUGGCGCUGGAUCUGGACAGCUGGCAGCAUGUGGGAUACCCCACGGCGGUACUGGCGGCGGUAGUGGCCUGCAAGAAUGGGGUGAAGCGGGCACACCUCAUUGACGCCGACAGCGACGGCGCCCUGCUGCUUGAGAUGUACACGCGGGACGGCACCCCCGGCGUGUGCAUGAUCGCGGCGGACCUCUAUGAGGGCAUCAGGCCUGCAGAGGGGCGCGACGUGCCCGGCCUGCAGCAGCUGCUGGGCAUGCUGGCGGCCGAGGGCUUCACGCUGCCCUUCCCCGUCGACGACGUGCCGGUGCGCCUGCAAGACGUGACUGUGAUCGAGCGGGAGGGCAAGGUGCUGGGCUGCGCCGUCGUCUGCGAUCUGGGGGACUCUGCCGACGCGGUGCGGGUGGCCGAGCUGGGCGCCUUUUGCGUACACCCCGCGUACCGCCGUGCCGGCUUCGGUGACAGCCUGCUGGAUUACGUGGAGCAGGAGAUGCGGCAGAAGGGGUACCGCCGGGUGGCCAUCGUGGCUGGGCAGGGAUCAUAUGAGUGGUUUGCCCAGCGCGACUUUGCGCGCGUGGGCGCCGCCGCCAACUCCAUCCUGCUGCCGGCCUGGCGCCAGCAGGAGCUGCAGGCGGCGGCCGCGGCGGCCCCCAACGCCGCGCCCGCCCAGCUGCUGGUCAAGCCCAUUGUGGAGCUGGAUGCCUCGGUGGCGGCGCAGCCGGGCAAGCGCAUCGGCUUCUAG